Molecule: messenger RNA, 1596 nt
Organism: Paracoccidioides brasiliensis Pb18
Exons: 1
Coding region: 1-1596 (531 amino acids)
Biological process (GO): DNA repair; regulation of DNA-templated transcription
Molecular function (GO): methyltransferase activity; sequence-specific DNA binding; DNA-binding transcription factor activity
Source: RefSeq, a predicted model, not a curated record
AUGCAACAGCCCAAUGACUUCGUCUACGGCGUCCGCACCACAAAGAUCUACUGCCGCCCCCGCUGCCCCGCCCGCCUCGCCCGCCGUGCCAAUGUUGAGUUCUACGACACCCCCAAACAGGCUGAGAAAGCAGGCUAUAGACCCUGCAAGCGCUGUAAGCCCGAGGACCUGUGCGCGCCGCCGGAUCCGCAUAUCAAACUGGCGCUGAGGGCGUGUUUGACUAUGACGAGGGCGGCGUCGGGGGGCAGUGCGAUGGCGCAAGGGGCACAGGCACAGGCACAGGGACAGGCACAAGGACAGAGACAGGGACAAGUACAGGCACAAGGGCAAGCACAGGGGAGGAGGCGGAUGCAGAGGCCUACGCUACAAGACCUGGCGAACGAGGCAGGGCUGACGCCGUCGCAUUUCCAUCGGGUUUUCAAGAAGGUUGUGGGGAUUACGCCGGGGAGGUUUGCGAGGGAGGUCAUGGACGGGAAGAAGAUGGGGGGCUAUCUGAAGCGGCUGGAGGAGGGGAUCAGUGCGAGUGGAGGCGGGUAUGCAGGGUAUGGGGGUGGAGCGGGGGCCAAAGGGGCGAAGGGGGUGAGAGGGGGAGAUGAUGGGGACGGUAACGGGAAGGGCGAGGGCGAGGGAGCUGCGGGGAGGGAAACUGCUUCUGCUGACGUUGUCGCGGAGGGAUUGGUGGUGGAUGGGCUCUCACCUGCUGCGGAUUCGCAGACUUUUACCGCUCCUCUGUCUGAUGCGGGCGGGAUACGGAUUGACUGGAAUGAGUUCGAUAGGAUGCUGGUUGGCGGUGCUGGUGCUGGUGCUGGUGCUGGUGCUGGAGGGGAUGCAGGACGAAAUAACAACAACCUCAGUAAUAGUCGUCAUCAUCUUCCUGGUCCUCUGCCUCAUCAUAAUAGAGGCUUUUCCAUAGCAAACGACACCAACACCAACACCCGCCUCUCACCGGCUCAACCACAACAGCAAUCCAGCACAUACCCCCCACAGUCCACCACGACAACGGUAACCACAACCACAACGACACCACCAGACAUUCUCACAAACCGCACCCUCCUCGACCACUACGAGCUCCCCUGGGACUCCCCAACCUGCACCCUAACCUUCCCCACCACACCACACCACCACACCACCAACAAUGCCACCAGCGUCACCCCCAGCGGCUACAGCAGCGGCUCUCUCUCCCCCUACGACCCCUACGCUCCCCUCCUCGACACAGCCGCAGCCGCAAACACAGACUUCUACAAGUUCUUCGCCGGCAACAUCAGCAACGCCCCCAACACCGCUCCCACCACCUCUGCAGGCAAGCAGCAACAGCAACAGCAACAGCUAGAGCUGGAGCUGGAGCUGGAGCUGGACCUCCUCCCGCUCACGGCAGCCGAGUCGGAAACGAUGACGCCUGUCGAUACGCCGCCCUUUAUCGUUGAUGGAUUGGUGGUGGGUGUGGGCGGUCUUGGCGGUGGAGGUGGAGGCGGCGGUGCACUGGCCGGGUGUUUCUCCGGCACGUCGAGCUCGGUGCCGUCGACAAAUGCGUCACCGUUGUUGUUUGAGGAGGUGGAUUGGUAUGGGAGUCCGAGUAUCUUUGAGACGUAUGCCUGA